AUGCAGCCACCCCCCGGUACACCCCGUUGUCUAGAAGCCUCAGCUGCUGCUGCCCUCUCGAGCACAAAGUCGACGCAGCAGCGCCGACAGCCUGGCUUGCCAACUCCCCACAGACCUUCUGACCAACCCACAGCAGCUCCGGGAGAGACGCCUUCAGACUUCGUCCCUGCCUGUCGCACUCUCUGCGCAGUGGCGAAUGUUCAAGCUGUACAGACAGGUCCAACUGCUGCAGCCGUUCUCCCCAACGGGCAUGACAGGUCGAUCCUCUGCGUGGAUGUACACCCCUCAAAAAAGUACUGCGCUACGGGCAGCGCAGACGGGGGGAUCCGUGUGUUUGCUCUUCCGGGGGGGGAAGCGGAGGGGUCGCUUGUGUGUGAGCUGUACGGUGCCUCGGGUGGUCACUCUGACUGGGUGACGUCGUGUGCGUAUUGCGAGGACGGUCAGUUGCUUUCGGGAGGCAUGGACGGGAAGGAGCAGCCGACCACACCUGCUGCUGCUACUGCUGCUGCUGCUGCUGCCUCGGUGGCAUCCGUCAAUGCAGGGAGGGGGGGCCUCCUCUGUGGGGCCCCCCUGGAUGACUGCGCGGGCCUCGUUUGUGCAGGUGCAGCAGACGGGGCCCUCUACCUGCUCGACAUGAUGGCUGGCCAGCGGGGUGUACAGGGAGGGGGCCCCCUUUCCCGCCAGCGGGUGCCUUCGGGGGCAGCUGCAUGCUGGGGGUACGGGUGCAGCAGUCGGGGAGCUGUGCAGACUGUGAGAACGGUCGAGAAAAUGCCGUCUGAAGGCGGCGACGGAAUAGCCACUACGUCGGCUAUUCUUGCGGGGGGGGAUGAUGGUCACCUUGCAUGUCUUGAGCUCGGCUGA
Messenger RNA from Cyclospora cayetanensis, 861 nucleotides. RefSeq lists its product as uncharacterized. The record is from RefSeq and is a predicted model, not a curated record. Lineage: Eukaryota; Apicomplexa; Conoidasida; Eucoccidiorida; Eimeriidae. Bases 1 to 861 code for a protein of 286 amino acids. The transcript has 4 exons. Gene Ontology annotation, molecular function: protein binding.